Messenger RNA from Megalops cyprinoides (Indo-Pacific tarpon), 3017 nucleotides. Its product is annotated as amyloid-like protein 2. Gene Ontology annotation, molecular function: heparin binding; serine-type endopeptidase inhibitor activity; transition metal ion binding. NCBI's taxonomy places the organism in Eukaryota, Metazoa, Chordata, Actinopteri, Elopiformes, Megalopidae. Bases 252 to 2594 code for a protein of 780 amino acids. The record is from RefSeq and is a predicted model, not a curated record. Gene Ontology annotation, cellular component: membrane. The transcript has 18 exons. Gene Ontology annotation, biological process: axonogenesis; central nervous system development.
GUGAUUCAUUUCGGCGGAGAGAGGGGAAAGCGCCGGGUACGUCCUUAUUCCGAGCGAAGGCACGAAACACCUCCACUCUUCAUAACGCAGAGGGGAAGCCGACUGACUUAGAAGACUUGCGUGUGAGCUAGCUGACAGCUAGCUACACAGACUGUUCCAGGAACGUUGUCUUUCUUUUUCGCGGAGCCCUAGGUACUCUUCAAAAUACCCAUCUUGCCAGUUACCCCAGUACGAGGCAGACGGCUUUAAAGAUGGGUUCGGUCCCGGCGAUAUGUGUCCUCAUUUUGGGCAUGGCAAUUUCACCGCUGGCAGGCUAUAUUAUUGAGUCGUUGGCGGCCAACGCGGGCACGGGCUUCGCCGUGGCGGAGCCGCAGGUGGCCAUGUUCUGCGGCAAGCUGAACAUGCACGUCAACAUCCAGACGGGGCGCUGGGAGCCCGACCCCUCCGGCACAAAGAGCUGCCUAGAAACCAAGGAGGCCGUGCUCCAGUACUGUCAGGAGAUUUACCCCGAGCUGCAAAUCACUAAUGUGGUGGAGGCCAACCAACCAAUCAAAAUUGAGAACUGGUGCAAGAAGGAGAAGAAGCAGUGCAAGGGGCACGCCCACGUUGUGGUGCCUUACAAAUGCCUGGUGGGCGAGUUUGUCAGUGAUGUCCUGCUGGUGCCAGAAAAGUGCAAGUUCUUCCACAAGGAGGGCAUGGACAUGUGCGUCAGCCACCAGCAGUGGCACGGAGUGGCCAAGGAGGCCUGUGCCAAGAGCAGCAUGGUCUUGCACAGUUACGGCAUGCUGCUGCCCUGCGGAGUCGACAGGUUCCGCGGCACUGAGUACGUUUGCUGCCCACCGUCUCGCACCGAGGAGCCAGAGCCACGCCCCCAGGUCUCCCAAGAGGAGGACGAGGACGAGGAAGAGGACGAGGAGCAGGAGGUGACCGAGCUCGACCAGGACGUGGAUGAGGAUGAAGAUGAGGAGGAGGACGAAGAGGACGAGCUGGUUGAGGCGAGCGAGGCCCCUGUGGAGGAGCAGCCGACACCAAAGACUGAGACUGUAGAGGAGGAAGAGGAUGAGGAAGAUGAGGAGGAUGAAGAGGAGGAAGCAGACUACGAGGAGUACGAGGAUGAGGAGGAAGACAUGAUGGAGGAGGAGGAGAAGAAGAACAGGGACAGCACCCAGGACACCCCAGAUGCAGACAAAACUCUUCAGGAGGUCAAAGCGGUGUGCUCCCUGGCGGCCGAGACGGGCCCUUGCCGGGCCUCCAUGCCGCGCUGGCACUUCGACAUGAGUCAGAAGAGGUGCGUGCGCUUCGUGUACGGGGGCUGCGCCGGCAACCGCAACAAUUUCGACUCUGAGGAGUACUGCAUGGCCGUGUGCAAGCCUCUGAUUCCGCCCACCCCUCAGCCCACAGACGACGUGGACGUGUACUUCGAGACGCCGGCGGACGACAAGGAGCACAGCCGCUUCCAGAAGGCCAAGGAGCAGCUGGAGAUCAGGCACCGCAACCGCAUGGAGAGGGUGAGAAAGGAGUGGGAGGACGCUGAGAGACAGGCCAAGAACUUGCCCAAGGCAGAGAGACAGACGCUGAUCCAGCACUUCCAGAGCGUGGUGGAGUCCGUGGAGGAGGAAGCAGCCAGUGAGAAGCAGCAGCUGGUGGAGACCCACCUGGCGCGUGUGGAGGCCAUGCUGAACGACCGCCGCCGCCUGGCUCUGGAAAACUACCUGGCCGCCCUGCAGGCAGAUCCCCCCAGGCCGCACCGCAUCCUGCAGGCUCUUCGCAGGUACGUCCGCGCUGAGAACAAGGACCGCCAGCACACUAUCCGCCACUACCAGCACGUCCUGGCCGUCGACCCGGAGAAGGCCGCCCAGAUGCAGUCCCAGGUGAUGACCCAUCUGCAUGUGAUUGAGGAGAGGAUGAACCAGAGCCUGUCCCUCCUGUACAAAGUUCCCAACGUCGCCGAGGAGAUCCAGGAUGAGAUCGACGAGCUCCUCCAGGAGCAGAAGGCCGACAUGGACCAGUUCCUGUCCUCCAUCUCCGAGUCCCAGCCCGAUGUCACUGUGUCCUCCGAGGAGAGCGUGGAGAUGCCGGCCCCAGAGGGCAAGCCCUACCGCCCCUUCUACGUGUCCUCACUGGGGUCCCACCAGGAGCCUGAGGGCGCUCUGCCCGACACACUGCGAGCCGUCAAAAAAGGGUCUGGACUGGAUGGGCUUAUCGGUGCUGAGGAGAGAGUCAUCAAUAGCAAGGGCAAGAUCAGCAACAAGGCGGUGAUUGAUGAGUCUCUGGAUGUUAAAGAGGUGAUUUACAGUGCAGAGAGAGUCAGCGGUAUGCAUGAUGAUGAGGAUAUGGAGUCAUAUCGGCCCCUGGGGGAGGAGUUUAGCUUCGGGAGCAGCGCUCUGAUUGGCCUGCUGGUUAUCGCAGUGGCCAUAGCAACGGUGAUUGUGAUCAGCCUGGUGAUGCUGAGGAAGAGACAGUAUGGCACAAUCAGCCACGGCAUCGUGGAGGUUGACCCCAUGCUGAGCCCAGAGGAGCGUCACCUGAGCAAGAUGCAGAACCACGGGUACGAGAACCCCACCUACAAGUACCUGGAGCAGAUGCAGAUCUAGCCUGGGCAGGAAGGGGCAGAGCUUCAGAACCAGGAGGAGAGAGUGAGGAGGAAGGAGGAAAUACUACUGACAAAUAACAGAACCGCUCACGUCAAGAAAUCAUCUUCUUUACCUGAGAAACGCAAAUUCCGGCUCAUUAAAAAGCAGCCCUUGUAAUGCUACUACUACUGUUGUACUGUAGAACUGUUUCUUCUCCUUUUUUCCUCUUAAAAAGGCAAUGUAACUAUAAUGUCUAAAAAAAGAUCACGUGGAAUCAUGUGAUUUGACAGAUGUACAACAGUGAUUGUUUUCUGAUUAAAGCAAAUUUCUUUGGUUCUUCUAUUCGGAGGUUUGAUAAACAAAAGGCAAAAAAAUAUUGAUUUGGAAUGAUUACAUGUAAUUGAGUAACAGUCAUAAGACACUGCAGCUUUUCUGUAUCAUCUU